Molecule: messenger RNA, 2203 nt
Organism: Cuscuta campestris
Lineage: Eukaryota; Viridiplantae; Streptophyta; Magnoliopsida; Solanales; Convolvulaceae
Source: the annotation of a GenBank genome assembly
ACAAACUCCUAAUUUCUUCAAAUACCCAGAAAGUCAGAAGUUCCAUUGAUCCACAACAUUCACGACGCCCUUAAGUUUUUGAAAGAAAAGAUUGAAGUUUCUGGUGUACAUUCGGGUAUACGUUCGCAGUGGAGAGCUGAAAAUGCGCAGGCAGAAGAGGAUGGGUGUCGUAGAGGGUUUGGUACCCAAAGUCCGCAAAAGGGGCUGCUCAUCAUCUUCAUCUGCUUCGUCCAGAGUCCAUAACUGCAGAUUCAAGCGGGCGAUUGUAGUGGGGAAGGUCAGACACGUAGGAUUGGGCGGGUCCAGAUCCAGCACUCCAGUGCCAUCCUGGAAAGCGACGCCGCUUCUAAAGACCGCUCUCGAGCCCCCUGUGGUUUCUCAGGCGAGAACGUCUCGUCCUGUCUCAGCUAGAAAGCUUGCUGCAACUCUCUGGGAGAUGAAGGAAGUCCCGUCCCCAAAAAUUGAUGAGGACUUGGACCAGAGGAAGAAGGAGAAGAAGAAGAAGGAGAAAAUGGGUCUGGGCCGUUCCGGUUCGGGUUCAGUUUCGAGCCCCCUGCCCCCUCAUUUGUGUGAUCCAUCUCAUAGCCCUGUUUCUGAGAGGUUUGAUCGAUCUGGAACUGGAAGUUACCGAAAGAGGAUGCCGACUACUACUUCACACAGACUGAGGCCUAUAAACCAUAAUACUGUUGGUGUUUUUGAUUCCUUAAGCAGUGCUUGUUUAAUGGAGAUGGAGACAAGAUCUCGUGCCAGUGUAUCCGUGGUUGGUGUAAAAACCCAUCUGAAAGACAUUAGUAAUGCUUUGACCACAUCCAAAGAGCUAUUGAAAAUAAUCAAUAGGAUAUGGGCAAAUGCUGAUCAGCCAUCUUCUACUACGUCUCUUGUUUCGGCUUUACAUGCUGAACUCGAAAGGGCCCGCCUUCAGGUUAACAAGCUAAUAAUACAAGAACACCACUCAGAUCAAAGUGAGAUCAAUCACCUCAUUAAGUGCUAUGCUGAAGAGAAAGCUGCUUGGAAAAACAGGGAACAGACAGCAAUUGAGUCUAUUGCAACUGAACUUGAGGUGGAGAGGAAACUAAGGCGACGGUGUGAGAACUUGAACAGUAAACUUGGGAAAGAGCUGUCUGAAACAAAAGCCUCGCUCGUGAAGGUUGUGCAAGAACUGGAGGACGAGAAGAAAGCAAGAGAGACGAUAGAACAGAUGUGUAAUGAUUUAGCAAGGGACAUUGAUGAAGAUAGAGCAGAGGUGGAAGAUUUGAAAAUGGACUCUGCAAAAGUUCGUCAAGAGAUUGAAAAGGAAAGGGUCCUUACAAAAUUCUCAGAGGCCAAUAAACAUCAGGUUACUGAGAAAAAUUCUGCUGUUGACAAGUUGAAGAAACAACUCGAGGCAUUUUUGGGCAGGAGAAAAUCUAGAAGGAAGGGAAACACCUCUAAAAAAAUGGCCGCAUGUUUGAAUAAAACACUUAUUACCUCCCACCACCAGAAUAUGGAGAAAGAAGAUGAUGGGGAAGAGUCAGCAGAGAGUGAUCUUCAUUCUAUUGAACUGAGCAUGGAAAACAAUAACAAGAGCUCCAAGGGCACUUAUCUUUCACCCAUUAGCCGUGGGUGUAAGCGAAUUUCAGUUGAUGAAGCGAAAGCACGGAGCUCUCUUAGUGGGCAGGCACCUAGAACCAACACUACACUUCUAAGGAGGAUUUCAGAUGCAGUUGACUGGGGGGGCACUGAAGCAGGAAACCUUCAAAAUCCAGGCCAUGGAUUAGAUUUGGUGAGGCUCCAAGAACUUGAGAAACAUGGUAAAGAAUAUGCUUAUGCAGAGGAAAUACAAAGAAUAAAGGCAAUGGCAGGGAUGAAGAACCAUACUCUAGCUUUCUCCAGUCCUUCUCGACAAUGGGACCAACCUCGGGGCUCCCAAGAUACUUGCAUUACUCAUGAGGGUGCUGCGUUGAAGUCGAGGCUUGGUGUUGGAAGAUCAAAAUGGUGAAUCUGAUCAUAUACCGUUAAUACUUGCCUUCAUAUAGAUGCAAGACUGCAUAUAGCAUUUCCAAAGAAGUUGGCAUCUUGAUUAACAUUUUUUUUUAAAUGUUUGAGUGAAUAGGUGUUUCUGUAGAAAUGGGUUGCUAAUGUACUCUUGAGUGGCCUUGUGUAACAACUCUUCAAGUGUAUUGUUAGAUUAGAAUGAUCCAUUUCAUUCCUAGCUGAAUAUCCU